Molecule: messenger RNA, 1860 nt
Organism: Lachancea lanzarotensis
Lineage: Eukaryota; Fungi; Ascomycota; Saccharomycetes; Saccharomycetales; Saccharomycetaceae
Gene: AIM9
Product: LALA0S01e02982g1_1
Exons: 1
Coding region: 1-1860 (619 amino acids)
Cellular component (GO): mitochondrion
Source: RefSeq, a predicted model, not a curated record
AUGUUGCGGUGUAAUAUUGCAUUGCUGCGUCAAAUCCGAAAGCCAGCGUUAGCGCUGGGUACUUCUGCUCUUAGAGUCUCUGGUAUCCGCCGGAUUUCCAAUCAACCUUCUGAAACUUACACUCAACUUUCCGAUGACAAUGAUCCUCAGCGCGACGUCUUCUUCAAGUACUCUUGGGGCACAUGGCUCAAAAACGAUCGUGUUGAAAAGGAGAAGAGAACGACUCGUUUUUCCAUCGAGGGCCUUUCAGACAUCAUUUCUGGGCUAUAUGCACAAUCUAAAGAACUGGAGAAAACAAAAGAGUCUAAAGAAAAAGGUGAAAUAACACCACCGUUGUAUAACCGUAAUCUUACGGUUUCUCUACCUCAUAACCUCAGUAUUAGUGAAAUAGGAACUUUGAAUCCCAACGAGGCUUUGAAAAUCACAGCGAUGGCUAGCAUUCACGAAGGAAAGCACCAUCGGAUCUACAAAGUGGACACCAAUGCCAAUAAGUCUUUUGUGCUCAGAAUACCGUACCCUAUUGACAGCGAAUAUGCUAUAUCUCAAAGGCUAAAGAGUGAAGUUGCAACUAUCGAUUUUGCUCAACUCAAAUUAGGGCUAAAUGUUCCCAAGGUCUACAGUUAUGGUGCCAAUUCUUUAAAUCCGGUCAGACAGCCAUUCAUACUGCAAGAGUACAUCGAAGGGAAGCUUUUGAUGCGUGACUGGGCGCCUUUGGAGGUCGACGCAGAGGACGGUAAAUCUCAUGUGGUGAAGUUGAAUAAGGUCAUUGAACCAUUGUCGCAAUUCCAAAGCAAGCUUUUGAGCGUUACUUUCAACCAAUUUGGCAGUCUAUAUUUUGCCAAAGACGUCUCGGGAAACGAGGAUUUAGCUUACAAUGGCGAAACAAAUGCCUCUUUGGCCAACAGAUGGAGAAUUGGACCUUCCGUGGAAAGGUGUUACUGGAGGAAAAAGUCCGCAUUGCCUGAGGAAGAGCUCAAGAAAUACGUUGGUCCUUGGCCUAGUGAUAAACCUCUGGACAUGAUAAGAGACCUGGGCCGACUGGAAGCUGAAAAUGCGAAAGCCAGGUUGGCUCUUCAACAGGCCGACGCAUCGCCCGCCCCUGUGGACGAGGCACUUUUAAGAGGCCAAAUUCGUGCUUUUGAAAGCCUGGCAAAAAUUUCUGACUCGCUUUUCAACAUCAAGUCGAGUGUGAUUCCCAACCUUGCCGAACUUUUGAAACCACGUCUGUAUCAGCCAGAUUUGGAUCCGAUGAAUGUGAUUCUGAAUGAAAAAGACAGCGACCAGGCCUACUUGUAUGAUUUUGAGGGCACAACCAUCAAACCGUUCCUCCUACAGAACUCCCCACAGUUUGUUGCCUACGAUGGACCUAAGAUCUACAACCUCGAAGAGGACGUUGAGGGCUACAAAGAUCUGUCGGACGCUGAAAAAGCACAGUACCAGUUCAUGUACAAACGCACACGCAACCAGCACUUGUGGGAAUCUGCUUUGAAUAAAAAUUCAAAAGCUUUGAUUUCUGCGGUAGCUCCACCUGUCAAACUUUUGAGAACACCCUACGUGGUGAGUGUGGAACGCAAGAAAGACGCAGAAUACCUACUAAUCGACGAGAGUCUCAUCCAAUUGCGAGAAUUGUGGGAAGUUUUUGCGAAAAAUGAGCUUGUUGCCAGCGCCAAGUUCCCACUGGAGUUCGCCGAGGAUCAUGUCAAAUCGCAUGCAACAGAUCUGAAUGCAUUCCACGAAAAACUGAUUAAGAGUCCAUUUGCCGCUACCCAGGGCUGGAUUCCUCAGGACAUGUUCGAUAAUCUUGUGAAAGCCGGUAUACUAGUAAAGGACAGUAACGGUGACCACGUGAUCAAAGAAUAA